AUGUGUAUGGGAGGACCUCCCGCGCCGCCACGGCACGAGGAGCAGGACGCGGUGCUAGAGGUGCGCGUGCAGCUGCUAGGCGGCGGCGGCGUGCACAACAUCAACGACAACGCCGACAUCCUCUCGGAGAUCCUGGCGCGCCUGGACGGCCGCUCGCUCGCCGCCGCCGCCGGGGUGUGCCGCCUCUGGGCCGCCGUGUCGCGCCGCGACGCCGUGUGGGAGGAGCUCUGCCUUCGCCACGUGGGCCCGGCGUCCGGCCCCGCCGCGGCCGGCCAUGCCACCCGCACCGUCGUCGCCGCGCUCGGCGGAUACCGCAGGCUCUACCGCCUCUGCCUCGGCCCGGCGCUCGACCGGCUCGGCCGCGCGGGUGCACUCGCCCACGCGCAGGCGCGGGAACGGCUGUCGCUCUCGUUGUCUCUGUCGCUCUUCUCCAUCGACUGCUACGAGCGCCUCGGCGGCUCGGGCGGGGGAGGUGCAGCCGGCAGGCAGCAGCCGCCGUCGUCGCUGCUCUUCCUCUGCAAGCCCGUGGACGUGUCCUGA
This is a messenger RNA of Lolium rigidum, 540 nucleotides long. RefSeq names its product F-box protein SNE. Bases 1 to 540 code for a protein of 179 amino acids. Gene Ontology annotation, biological process: regulation of gibberellic acid mediated signaling pathway; gibberellic acid mediated signaling pathway. The transcript has a single exon. NCBI's taxonomy places the organism in Eukaryota, Viridiplantae, Streptophyta, Magnoliopsida, Poales, Poaceae. Gene Ontology annotation, molecular function: protein binding. The record is from RefSeq and is a predicted model, not a curated record. Gene Ontology annotation, cellular component: SCF ubiquitin ligase complex.